Molecule: messenger RNA, 666 nt
Organism: Strongyloides ratti
Lineage: Eukaryota; Metazoa; Nematoda; Chromadorea; Rhabditida; Strongyloididae
Product: MOB kinase activator-like 1
Exons: 3
Coding region: 1-666 (221 amino acids)
Biological process (GO): positive regulation of protein phosphorylation; hippo signaling
Cellular component (GO): nucleus; cytoplasm
Molecular function (GO): protein kinase activator activity
Source: RefSeq, a predicted model, not a curated record
AUGAUUUUAGUUAUCAUGGCAAAUUAUCAUGAUGUUAUUAAAAAAUUUAAAACUCUUAGAAGUGAAUCUCCUGGUGAAAAUGAUUUUUUAGAAAAUACUGUUCCAACAUUAGGUAGUGGUUCAAUUAAAGAUGCUAUAAAAUUACCUAUGGGUGAAGAUGUUAAUGAAUGGAUUGCUGUGAAUAUAAUGGAUUUUUUUAAUCAAGUUACAAUGUUAUAUGGUGUUAUAGCAGAAAAAUGUACAGAAGAGGUAUGUCCAAAGAUGUCUGCUGGUCAACAUUAUGAAUAUUAUUGGACAUCAGGUACAUCACCAAUGAGUCUUCCUGCAUAUAAAUAUAUAGAUUAUCUAUUAUCAUGGGUAGCUGAUACACUUGAUGAUGAAAAUAUAUUUCCAUCACAAAUUGGAAAAAAAUUUCCUGUUGAAUUUCAUACAAUUGCACAAACAAUUAUGAAAAGACUUUUUCGUAUUUAUGCUCAUGUUUAUAAUGAACACAUAGAUUACCUUGGACAAUUAAAUGCUGUAGAACAUUUUAAUACUAGUUUAAAACAUUUUAUAUUAUUUGUUAAAGAAUUUGAUCUCAUGAAUUCAGAACAAAUGGAACCAUUAUCUGAUAUAAUUGAUAAAAUAUUAAAUCAAACCGAAAUCAGUCAUAUAUCAACAAAAUAA